This is a messenger RNA of Pseudopodoces humilis (Tibetan ground-tit), 975 nucleotides long. The record is from RefSeq and is a predicted model, not a curated record. Lineage: Eukaryota; Metazoa; Chordata; Aves; Passeriformes; Paridae.
CAUGGAAUUCUGUGUGGGAUCAGCCCUGGAUCUGCUGGAAGGUCACCAGGAGCCGCUGAGGGAGGAGGAGAUCGGGGCCAUCACUGAGGGGGCCCUGCAGGGCCUGGGCUACCUGCACAGCCAGGGGGUGAUCCACAGGGACGUCAAGGCCGGGAACAUCCUCCUGGGGACCCCCGGCCACGUCAAACUGGGCGACUUCGGCUCGGCCGCCGUGGCCACCCCGGCCAAUUCCUUGGUGGGGACCCCGUACUGGAUGGCCCCGGAGGUGAUUCUGGCCAUGGACGAGGGGCUCUACGACGGCCGGGCCGACGUGUGGUCGCUGGGCAUCACCUGCAUCGAGAUGGCUGAGCGGAGGCCGCCCCUGUUCCAGCUGAACGCGAUGAGCGCCCUUUACCACAUCGCCCAGAGAGACCCCCCGGGGCUCAAACAGCCCCACAGCUGGUCGGAGGAAUUUCGGGAUUUCGUUUCUCGCUGUCUCCGGAAGCUUCCGCAGGAUCGGCCCCGAGCGCGGGAACUGCUGCAGCACCGUUUCCUGGCCCAGGAGCGACCCCCGGGCGUCGUCCCCGAGCUGCUGCGCAGAACCAAAAUGGGCACCAGGGACGCGGACCCCCCCAGCCCCUCCCCCAGCAUUCCCAGUUCUCCCAGUAGCACCAGUGACCCCCCCAGCCUGGGGGACCCCGAGGACGACGCCGAGGGGGGAGGGGAGGGGUCCCCCGGGACCCCCCCGCAGGUUCCGGAACGUUCUGGAAAGAUCCCGAAAUUCCCGGAGCUCGUCUGGAGCCCCUGCUGGCCCGGGGGGGGAAACCCCAAAUUCCCGAUUUUCUGAAAUCCCAAAAUCUCCCGAUCUGGCCCCAAAAUUUGGGAUUUUUAAUUAAAAAUAAAUCCCCAAAAAUUUUCUCAUUUCUCGGCCCCAAUUCCCCUCCCCCCCGUUAAUGAAGCGGGGGCGUUAAUUAAACUCAUUAACGAGGUGAUUAA